This is a messenger RNA of Gigantopelta aegis, 1729 nucleotides long. RefSeq lists its product as uncharacterized. The coding region runs from base 16 to 1449 and encodes 477 amino acids. NCBI's taxonomy places the organism in Eukaryota, Metazoa, Mollusca, Gastropoda, Neomphalida, Peltospiridae. The transcript has 3 exons. The record is from RefSeq and is a predicted model, not a curated record.
CUGUUUAUAAUAACAAUGCCAACUAGUUGCUGUGCCCCAGGGUGCACUAAUCGUUUUAUGAAGCAGUCUGGUAUCGGUUUUUAUCGAUUUCCAAGAAGUACUGAUCGUAGGAAUCGAUGGAAAGUGGCAAUGAAACGCACCUGCAUUGAAGACAAAACUAAAACAUGGGAACCGGCAGAACACGACCGCGUGUGCAGUAAACAUUUUAUCACAGGAAGACCUGUAGAUGAUGAUGAUCAUCCGGAUUAUGUGCCAAGCAUUUUCAUCUUUUUGCCGGUUCGAGAGAGCACACCUAAUAAAGUUAGCAGAUACCACAGAGUAAAACAACGUAGAGAGGUGUUACAAACUCUAGAUGAGGAAAUACAACAGGAACAGAAUAGAAAUGAUGUUGCUAACAUUCUUAUGGACCUAACCCAUAACAUAUGUACAACAACAUUUACAGAUACAGGUACUGACCCAAUCCCUGAGGAACCAAGUCCACUGCAAGAUGAGUUUUUUGAACUACAAAGGAAAUAUUCUCAGUUACAAACAGAGUAUCAGCGAGUACUAGACCACAACAGAGAACUAAAAGAUGAAAUUCAAAAGAAGAAGUUUACGUUUAGUAACUUGGAUAAUGCCAAAAUAUCAGCUUUAACUGGCCUGUGCUCAGUGGCAGUGUUCAUGUGGGUUUUAUCUCUUGUAAGUUUAUGUAUUAAGAGAAUAGGAAAUGUAAGUCCUGGUGACCAGCUGUUGUUGGUAUUAAUGAAGCUGAGGUUGAACUUGACAAACCGAGACUUAGCAUUGCGGUUCAACAUAUGCCCAACACAAGUAUCAAAGAUUUUAGGUCAGUGUUUACCAAUUUUUGCCAAGAAACUUCAAUUUCUUAUACAGUGGCCAGAUAAAAAUACAAUACUGAAAAACUUGCCUAAAGCCUUCAAAAGAAACUAUAAGAAGUGCAGAGUUGUAAUUGAUUGCGCAGAAAUAUUUCUUCAGAGACCAUCAAAUCUAGAUGCUAGGGCCAAAACAUGGAGUAACUAUAAACACCAUAAUACCCUUAAGUUUUUAAUUGGUAUUACACCAUAUGGUUCUGUUAGUUUCUUGUCUGAAUGCUGGGGUGGGAGAGUUAGCGACAAAGAAAUUACUGAAAAAUCUGGGUUUUAUAACAAACUGGAAUAUGGAGACUUAGUCCUAGCAGAUAGAGGUUUCCUUAUUGAGGAAGAACUUGCAGUACAUGGUGCAUCUCUGGCAAUUCCACCGUUCACAAGAGGCAAGAAACAGCUUUCUCAGCGAGAAAUCGAAUGUUCCAGGCGUUUAUCUAGAGCCAGAAUCCACGUUGAAAGGGCAAUAGAAAGGAUAAAAAAUUAUCAAAUUGUAAAACACACUAUGCCAAUAUCAUUGUCAAAACAUGCUGAUGAUAUCUUAACAAUCUGUGGUGCACUGACAAACCUGAUGCCGAAGCUUGUAAACUAAGCAAUUAACAUUUGAAGAGUCAUGAUAUUUGCUAUUUACAAAGUAAUUAAUUCAGUUUUAUUUACAUCUGAUUGCAAUAAAAUAUAGUUAUAAUGAUAAUAGAAGUCCCAUAAAUAUGGGGCAUGUGGCAUCCAUGACCAGACCACUGUCCUUUAAUUCAAACUGGUUAUGAUUCCUUUUCAUAAUUUCACAGUACAGCAUUUUCGCUUUUGGUUCAUUACUCAAGCCAAAACUGACUGCAUCCAUUAUAAUCUAAUGUCAGUUUCAUUAUACUUCAUGA